Molecule: messenger RNA, 1571 nt
Organism: Brassica napus (rape)
Lineage: Eukaryota; Viridiplantae; Streptophyta; Magnoliopsida; Brassicales; Brassicaceae
Exons: 4
Coding region: 457-1347 (296 amino acids)
Source: RefSeq, a predicted model, not a curated record
AUCAUGAAAUUUUGGAGGAGAAACGCUUAAGGUAAACGUGACAACUUUUAUUCUUAACUAAAAUUUGUAAUAUUUUCCUUCAUGUGCUCUGAUAUCAUAAAUCAUACACAAUAAAACUUCACUCAGCAUCUAAGUUCUCAUAUAUACAUGUAUCUGAAAUGAUUACCGAAAAUUUUAAGCAUGGGUCACCACAACUAUAUGAGCACAAUAAACACUGAAAUUAUACCGUUGAUUAUAAUAACGUUCCAUAAAUAUUUACAAAUCGAUUGCUCCUGCACAACGGUGAUGGAGCUACCCAUUGUGGCAGUGUGUUGUUUAUCAGGCAUGGCCAUGAGAUUGUGAUUGCAACUUUCAUUAAAUGUCUAUUGAGAAGAAGAACAUAUCUCUCUUUAUAAAGACAUGAAAAAUAAUGUUUGAUCAUCUUAAACAGAAAAAAAUAAAAGGUUAUAGCAAAAAAUGGUGAACUUAGCGGUUGCACUAAGAUCGUCGAUGUGCAUUAUCGUGAAAUCAGCCGGACUUGUUCCACAUACCGUAGAAACCGAACCAGGAACAAAGGUUAACUUCUGGUUACCGAAAAACUCCUGCGAAAACUCAGCCGGGAAGCCAGCAAAACCAGCAGUAUUACUCAUUCACGGUUUCGCCGGCGACGGAGUGAUGACGUGGGCGUUUCAAGCUUGUUCGUUAUCAAAGAGUUACUCUGUUUACAUACCGGACUUACUAUUUUUCGGUGGGUCUUACACCGAUAAACCGGACCGGUCACCAGAGUUUCAAGCCGAGUGUAUGGUUAAGGCUAUGAGUAUCCUUGGCGUGGAUAAGUUUGUCCCGGUCGGAUUUAGCUACGGUGGCGUUGUGGCUUUCAAGAUUGCGGAGUUGUAUGGGAACAUGGUUAAGGCUUUGGUGGUGACCGGUGCACCUCCCAUUAUGACCGAUUCGAAUGUGAACCGGUUUGGGUUAAGUUCAAUGUCGGAUGUCUUGUUACCCAAAACGGUUAAAGGACUUGAGUUUCUUCUCUCCGUUUCUUUGCACAAACGCAUUUGGCUCCCAAGUUGGCCUCUCAAAGAUUACCUUAAGACAAUGUUCACAAAUAGGAAAGAAAUGGCUGAACUUUUAGAAGCUCUAAUCAUCAACAAAGACACUACUACACUCCCCAGUUUCCCUCAGAGAAUACAUCUUUUGUGGGGUGAAAAUGAUCUAUUCUUCAGUGUUGAAUUUGCAAAAGAUCUGCAACCGAAAUUGGGUGAAAUGACAAGCAUGGAGAGUAUAAAAAAUGGAGGUCACUUGGUGCAACUAGACAGACCAUUUGUCUACAACAAACUACUCAACAAAUUUCUUGUUUCUGUUCAUUAAAACAAAGUUUGUGCUUAAUUAAGGCAGAGUCACUCGACGAAGAUAAUGCUCGGCCUGCUCGAAAAGUGUCUCUUAAAUUAAUAAGGAGAGACUGAAUUCAUACUUGCCAUUUUUCUAAUGAUCCUAGUAAAAAUCAAUUUUCGAAAAUCAUCGAGGAAUGUUCACUGUUGAAAAAAUACGCGGUAUUCUUACAGUGCAAUUUUCAGAAACAGGUGGUGCUUUAG